GUCUAUGUUUCUGUAAAAACUGUUAUAUAUUUUGUGGCAUUGUUGAAAUUUACCAUAUGUCACAGUUACAUUGGUUGUGGACAUGUACUGUAUAUAGUAUAUUUUGUCACUGUGGUUAGGAAGUGAACAGUAUUUCAGAUUGUAUUUUUAAAUAAAUUAAUGUGUUCAUGUAUUUUUUUCCAGUUGUGUUGUGUGUCAAAAUAACAAUGUUGUUUUAACAAAGCACCAGUAUUUAAAAAAUGUUGGCAGAGGACAGUGUCUCCUGCUGGGCCGACAGCUGUCCUCUGUCCUUGUCAACUUCGUUAGGUAAUUCCCUACUGAAGGGGUUGACGCACAAGUUCUCUGUCAGAUUUCCCACAUCUUUGUGGGUGAAAUGUGUCUGAUCAGGUAAAUGUGGUAAAUGUCCAGUAUACCCUGUACGUUGGACCACACAGUUCUGCCACUGAGGUUUGUAUUUUCAUUAUACAUUUGUGUGAGUGUGUCAUAAGGUUCUAUUGUAUUUGACACAGGUACAAAAAUGAAAAGAUCACAGGUUAUUUUUGUGUGUCUGCACAACAAUGUUUUUAUGAAUCACUAGAGCAACAAGGCUGCGACAGCUGUGUGAGCUUACCGAAUUGGGCAACCUGAAUUCUUGCUGGAUGGAACUGUGGACUAUAUUUAGAGGGACACAGUUAUAUUGAAGUGGCCUCAGACCUGACUGCCUAUAGUUGUCUUUGGGCACCAGCUGGAACGGUCAGUUGAACCCUGCCUCACCUUCGCUGCCUUCGUCUACAGAAAUGGAUCCCCAAAGUUUGAGAGAAGAGCUUCAUUUGUUCCAGAGCACUUUGUUACAGGACGGACUCAAAGAGCUCCUGAAUGAGAAUAAGCUGGUGGACUGCUUCCUGAAAGUUGGAGACAGAAACAUUCCCUGCCAUCGGCUCAUUCUGGCGGCAUGCAGUCCGGUUUUCCGGGAGAUUUUCUUCUCGGAAGAUGGCAAGGAAGUGGGCCAGAAUGAGGUUCCCCUGGAGAACCUGGAUCCUAAUACCAUGGAAGUGAUCGUGAAUUACAUGUACUCGGCCGAAAUAGACAUUAAUGACAAUAAUGUUCAAGACAUUCUGGCCGUGGCCAAUCGCUUCCAGAUCCCAUCGGUGUUCACGGUUUGUGUGAACUACCUGCAGAAGCAGCUGUCCAUGAAGAACUGCCUGGCCAUCUAUAGACUGGGGCUGAUGUUGAACUCGACCAGAUUAGCCAUGGCUGCUCGGGAUUACAUCACAGACCGGUUCGAGUCCAUAGUCAAGGAUGAAGAAUUCCUAGAGCUUGCUCCACCGGAACUCUUUGCCAUCAUUGGGGCAGAUGGACUGAAUGUGGAAAAGGAGGAGCUGGUGUUUGAGUCUGUCAUGAAGUGGAUCAGGAAAGACAAAGAAAAACGCAUCAAAUCCCUGCCAGAGGCCUUUGAGUGCAUUCGCUUCCGACUUCUGCCGGAGAACUUCCUCAAGGAAAAAGUGGAAAAGGACGAACUCAUCAAGUCCAAUCCUGAGCUUCUCAAGAUUCUCAAAAGUGUCAAGGAUGCCUCUGCGGGGAAACUGCCGGAGAAGAAGAAAGGAUUAGGUGAAGAAGGAGAAGAAGAAGAAAAGCUGCCUGGCCACUUGGAUGAUAAUCGCAGAUAUGGCAUGUACGCCAAAGACAUGUUGCUGAUGAUCAGUGACACAGCUGCUGUGGCUUAUGACGGCCAAGAGAAUGAAUGUUUUUUGGCUGCCUUGACUGAAAGGAUCCCACGAAACCACGUCAGCCUGACGACGAAAAAGAACGACCUGUAUGUGUUGGGCGGACUCUUUAUUGAUGAAGAAGACAAAGAGAACCCGAUGCAGUGUUACUUCUACAAGUUGGACAGUCUCACAUCGGAGUGGACUGCUCUGCCGCCGCUGCCCUCGCCCAGGUGUCUGUUCGCCAUGGGAGAGUUUGAAAAACUCAUCUUCGCUGUGGCAGGAAAGGAUUUGCAAUCCAGUGAAUCACACGACACUGUGCUGUGCUACGACACUGAAAAAAUGAAGUGGAGUGAGACGAAAAAGUUACCUGUGAAAAUCCAUGGCCACUGUGUGGUCUCAGACAUCGGGCUGGUGUACUGUAUUGGAGGCAAAUCUGAUGACAAUAAAUCGACCAACAAAAUGUAUGCGUACAACCACAAGAGGUCAGAGUGGAAGGAGGUGGCCUCCAUGAAGACCCCCAGGUCCAUGUUUGGAGCCACAGUCCACAUGGGAAAAAUUAUUGUUGCCGGAGGAGUCAAUGAAGAAGGCAUCACGGCCACAUGUGAAGCUUACGACUUUGGAACCAACAAGUGGGCUCCAUUUACAGAGUUUCCACAGGAGAGGAGUUCCAUCAACCUGGUCAGCUGCGGAGGGCUGCUGUACGCUGUCGGGGGUUUCACAAUGGUGGAGGACGAGAACAAAGAGUGUGCACCCAGUGAAGUCAUCGACAUCUGGCAAUACGACGAUGACAAGAAGCAGUGGAUAGGAAUGAUCAAAGAAAUGCGAUACGCAGCCGGUGCCUCCUGUGUGUCCAUGCGUCUGAACACAGCCAGGAUGCCCAGACUAUAAAACUGUAUAUUUUGCUGCUGUAGGAGAACCUCACUGCUCACACGAGGGUCAUGGUUGUUUCGAUUCUCUCAACAUCUCAGACACACACCUUUACCUUUUGGGUACAUUCUUCUAGUACAUUUGUCUUUUUUAACUUUUAGGGAAUCAAUCUCUCGCCUUAAGUCCCAGCUAAUGGCAUGUAGUUUUCAUCACAGCCUUUAGAAAAGUGUUUUAUGUAAAAUAAAUAAAAAAAACACGUACAUAUCAAAUAUGUUUGCCUCACAAUAAUUUGUGUUUAUGUUUAAAAAUAAGCUUUGGACACGUCAGUCGUCUGUCAUUCACACUUCAUGGAUUCAUGGUCAACUGAGAGCAAACAGUUAACCUAAUCCUCUAUGAUUUUUGGACUCUGGAAAGAAACUGGAAAAUGUUUAAUAAUAAAGCAUUACUUGAAUCUUGAAUCUUAAUUUCAGACGACUAUUUAACGCAAUCGAUUCCUGCUACAUUUGACUUAAAGAAUUUGUUGCUGUCGUACAAAUUAUAUAUGUGAUUAUAAUCUAUGGAAGAAUCAUUAACAUCUUGGUGAUAAUCCAGACAUGUACAGUAUACGAAAGACAUUUUUAAAUAAAUUAAGUGUAUCUUUGCAGAGUUAAACAGGUGACAUUACAGCAGAAUGGGCUCUUAUGAUCAUAGAGUUAGUUUUCAUUAAUGUUAAAUUAACCAUAUGGACAUCAAAAUUUUAAUUUUAUUUAAAAAAAACCUAAUCUUAUACAAAAAGGACAAUAUACACAGUCACAGGGAACCUUGUCGCUCCAUGACAAAAGUGGAGCACUUAAAUAUCAGCCACUUAGCCAUGCCAAGAUACUUAUUUUGCC
Messenger RNA from Cynoglossus semilaevis (tongue sole), 3424 nucleotides. RefSeq names its product kelch-like family member 41a (gene klhl41a). The record is from RefSeq and is a predicted model, not a curated record. The transcript is spliced from 7 exons. Gene Ontology annotation, molecular function: protein binding. Bases 777 to 2573 code for a protein of 598 amino acids. NCBI's taxonomy places the organism in Eukaryota, Metazoa, Chordata, Actinopteri, Pleuronectiformes, Cynoglossidae.